UUUUGGACAUAUUUUUAGCCUUGCAUUCUAAACCUUUUAGCAAAACAGAUUCAUUUCUAUAUUCUAUGAAACAGCUCUGCAUUUGACAGACCAAAGUCUCCAGAACAGCAUAGGUGAAGUAUUUAGACUAACUGUUUGGCUGCUGUGCAGUUUUGUGAAAUAUUGGAAAUGUUAAAAUGCUUAUUAAUAACUUAUUAGUUAGUGUAUUAGUUAUCCUGUUAUUCAGGAGCUAUUAUAUUUAUUAAAUGUGACUUAAUAAAGACUAUAAUAACAAUAAAAUUAAACCAGGUAGUUUUAAAUUAUAAUUCUUAGUCUACAUUAUAAUUUCCAGAAAAGAGGAUAAAAACACAAACAGUGCUUUCUUCACCUCCCUCCCUCUCCCAGGAAAAAAAGCCAGAUGAACAACAGUAAUGAUGUUGGAACCAAGUAUGGUGACAACCCCAAAUCUGUGUAUUCUCCUUUUGGUUCAUUGUUGUCAUGCUUGUAAUGUUAUUAAAAACAUCACACUUGGGAGAUUAUGAAAUAUUCAUUACUCUCUGAGCUUGUGUGGUUGUUGAUUCAGUUUGGAGGACCGGUAAGAAAACUGUAACUCAUUGUUAUCCCAGCCUAGAACAGGUAUUUCUCAGACUACUGUUCCAGUUGAGAAAUACACUUUUGAAGAGGUGGAGGAGGGAAGAGCUAAGAAGAUAGUAUCAUCCAAUUAUCAUAAUAAUUUACAAUGUAUUAAUUGCCUACUUCAUGCAUAAGAAGUUUGUUACUUCAUAAUAUUUUACAGAAAAUAGCAGCAUACAACAUUAUUAAAAUUGCUGUUUCUAGACAAUUUAUUGUUCCAUUCCACAUUUCCCUAAUGCAGUUUGCUGUUAGAUUAUUAAUCAGGUGGAAGUUAAGAAACUUUUUGAUAACAGUUCACAUGGUAAAGCUGCAUAUUUUUUUUUCUACUUUUACUGAGAAAGUAGACCUCUCUGUCUCUCUCUUGUACUGCUGGAGAUAGAAAUGCUUUUUAAAUGUACAGUUCCUGAAGUUUUACUGGCACUUCCUUAUGUUACUCAGAACAAAGAAUUAAACCCAAAAUUCUCUAAGGUUGCUAAUAAGAUGUCUUUAAUCUUCUUUCUUAGGUAUUCUGUCACAGCCUGGUAUUUCUUGAAAGAUGUCUGUCACAGGGUAGAAGGACUAUGUCCAGUGGGAUACUUUUGCUUUGGUGCUGGACUACUUAGGGUAUCCCUUCUGUAAAUAAAUGUUGCCCUUCUAUUGCCUUUCUUGAAUAAUGGUAACCCAUGUCCUUCUGGGCUGAAUCUGAACCUCUUCUCCCUCUUCCCUUGAUACAGAUGCUCUCACUCAUACAGAAAAAUGAAAAUUGUUGAUAUUUGGCAGAAACUAAUAGCAAUAUUCAUUUUUUUAAAUGUGAAUUGAGAUUUCUAAACACUUAAAAAUUGGACUGUCAGUUCAUGUUCAAGUAGAACUCCUAUGGAAAGUCAUACAAACUUCAAAGAUAAGGUUAAGCCAUUGUUGUCACAGCAUAGUUCAUUUUUAGAAUUCAGUCCAUCACUUUCCAGGUCUCCAGGGAGAAAUCACCCUCAGUCCCUCGAUUGUUCUGAAGUGGUGGGAAAAUCAAUUGAUACUGAUGGAUUUGGAAUGAAACAUUUUUGGUCUUCAUUAACAUUAUGGAAAAUUAUCACACAUGUGAGCCCAAAUACCUUGCUGAAGACUCAAGAGUCUUUUCUCCUUUUCCCUGUCUCCUGAAAACUUGAAGAAAUGGAACAGACAGUACUAGGAAACAUAAGUGGAUGUUAAUAAAUACAUUUCUUGACUUAUUUAUUGUGCAAAUACAUUCCAUAAUGCACGAUUCUAAUAAACACUGCUUAUGGGGCUUUAAUUACCUUAUUGGAAAGUUCUUCAGAAAAAAUCCUGCAUUCCCUAAGAAAUAUGAAGUUAAACUCCCUUACAGUUUCCCAUCACAAGCACUAAUGGGUAUUCUGCAGGCAAAAUUGUUUAUAUCUAUGUAAUCCUCUUGCCUUCGCUGUGGUGGUACAUGCUUAUCUCAUUGUCUUUCUUCUUCUGUUGACUCCAUGCCAAAAGAAAAAAAUCUAGCUUGCCUUUGCUUAAGUACACUGAAUCAUCAGCUAAGACUGCUGCUGCAAAAACAAAUGAAGAUUAAGAGCACAGAAAGCAAGUCUGCUGAAUAACAGUUAUUCAUGGUGGACAAUGGAGCAGAUGACUGGAGAAUAGCUAUGACUUAUGAGCGUAUUUUCUUUAUCUGCUUGGAAAUGCUUGUAUGUGCCAUACAUCCCAUACCUGGGACCUAUACAUUUACAUGGACAGCCCGGCUUGCCUUCUCUUAUGCUCCAUCCACAACAACAGCUGAUGUGGACAUUAUUUUAUCUAUACCAAUGUUCUUAAGGCUGUAUCUUAUUGCCAGAGUUAUGCUUUUGCAUAGCAAACUUUUCACUGAUGCAUCAUCUAGAAGCAUUGGAGCGUUAAAUAAGAUAAACUUCAAUACCCGUUUUGUUAUGAAGACUUUAAUGACAAUAUGUCCAGGAACUGUACUGUUGGUUUUUAGUAUCUCAUUAUGGAUAAUUGCUGCGUGGACUGUCCGAGCUUGUGAAAGGUACCAUGAUCAACAGGAUGUUACGAGCAACUUCCUUGGAGCAAUGUGGUUGAUUUCAAUAACAUUUCUAUCCAUUGGAUAUGGUGACAUGGUACCUAAUACAUACUGUGGGAAAGGAGUCUGUUUACUCACUGGAAUCAUGGGUGCUGGGUGCACUGCACUGGUGGUAGCUGUGGUUGCAAGGAAGUUAGAACUUACCAAAGCUGAAAAACAUGUGCAUAAUUUCAUGAUGGACACCCAGCUAACUAAAAGAGUGAAAAAUGCAGCGGCCAAUGUACUCAGGGAAACAUGGUUAAUUUAUAAAAGUACAAAGCUGGUUAAAAAAAUAGACCAUGCGAAAGUAAGGAAACAUCAACGAAAAUUCUUGCAAGCUAUUCAUCAAUUAAGAAGUGUAAAAAUGGAACAAAGGAAACUGAAUGAUCAAGCCAACACUUUGGUGGACCUGGCAAAGACUCAAAACAUCAUGUAUGACAUGAUUUCUGACUUAAAUGAAAGACGUGAAGAUUUUGAGAAGAGAAUUGUUACUCUGGAAACUAAACUGGAAACUUUAAUUGGUAGCAUCCAAGCUCUCCCUGGACUAAUUACCCAGACAAUCAGCCAACAACAGAGGGAUCUCCUCGAGGCUCGGAUACAAAAUUAUAAACAUGUUGUCUACAGUGCUGAACGAUCAUGGUCUUUGUCAAGAAGGAGGAGAUCCUCCUCCACAGCAUCACCAACUUCAUCAGAGAGUAGCUAGAAGAGAAUGUUAACCACAGAGAAAAAAAAACCAAGCACAUUUUGCCAUCAUAUGGUCAAUAUUUUAGCUUUUAUUGUAAAGCCCUAUGGUUCUACCCAGGUGUUAUCUGGGUUCUGAUGUCAGAAUCCUGGAAACCUGGACACAAUAUUUAAGGAUAAAAUGAGUGAACUCUUGAAAACUCCUCCCCCCCCAGGAUGCACAGUGAAUGCACUUAUUAUUGCUAUAUUAGAUUGUUCCUCCCGUAAUUUCACUAACUUUUUAUUCAUGCACUUCAAAAAAACAUUACUAUUGUAUAUAAUAAUAAUGAAAAGGUGAGUUUCUGCACAUAUUUGCUUAGUUACUUGGAACUUAACAGUUAAAAAAAAGCUCAUGAUCAAAAGGCUUAAUUCUAAAACUUUAAGAAACAAAAUCCAAGCGUAAUUAUCCUCUCAGUAGGAAAACUCAUUCUCUAAACUGCUCUGGAGGAGGAAAAAAUAAAAAUCAAAAUAAAAGUAAAAAAAUCCAUUUUCAUCUAACACUGAUGUGUAUGUAUAGUCAUUUUAAAAGGUCAAUGACAGCUUCAGUUUCUGAAGUGAUUAAUUAAAAAUAUAAUGCACCCUAGAAAUCAGAAAGACAGUAAUGCAGAAAGUCAGAGCAGAGAUGGGCUAGGCAAGACAGAAGAACUUUUUUCCCAAACACCCAAAAUGCUACAAACCAAAUACAUUACAUUUCAUAAUCUGAAAACCAGCAUGCACUUUAGGCCUAUUUAUUAUAAAGGUUUUGCCUUUUUGGUAUAAAGCAUAUAACUGAUGAACAUAAGUUACAUCCAUAGGCAUUGCUUGGUUAUAAAAAGCUCAAGAAUUUCUCCAAUGCCUUUUCUGUCCUUGAGAAAGAUAAUGACUUCACAGUAUUCCCCCUACUCCACCCCCCCACCCCGAGAUGAGCAGCAUGGUUGCAUGCCUUGAGAGUGCUUUCUUUAUAGAUGGUGGUAUUUUGUGACUGGAAAUAAUAAGCCCUAUGCACACUAUUUACAGUUCUGCUUUUCUUUUUGUGAAGUUCAUAUCUUUUGAGUUACCAAAGGAAAUAUUGCUACUGUUGUGCUAGCUCAGUCCUCAGCUAGAUGAGCUUUUCUGAAAGGUCAUGAGGCCAUCUCAUUGACACUAUUGGCAGGAUUAGAUGUAUUGAUUAAUAAUAUUGGGAUUUAACAGUUAAGUAUCAGAAAUUUUUCUUGAAGAUUUUUGUUUCUGCAUUCUCCCAUUUUUCAUGUAUAAUUUCUAAUACUUUUCCUGUAACUGAAUGUGAAAUAUCCUUUCUGUAGCUUAAAUGCAUUGCCUCUUUUCUUGCCACCGUGAACUAGUGCUUUUUUGCUUACAAAAACAUAAUCUUUUUUAUAUUUGUAAGUUUUUUUUUUAU
Molecule: messenger RNA, 4733 nt
Organism: Phalacrocorax carbo (great cormorant)
Lineage: Eukaryota; Metazoa; Chordata; Aves; Suliformes; Phalacrocoracidae
Source: RefSeq, a predicted model, not a curated record